GGCGGGGCUGGGGGCGGGGCGCGCUACGAGAUGCUAGGCCCCUGCUCCGCGCCCUGCCACACGGGACUCCGCCUCUGUCUCAAGGAGUACCAGAACAACGUGACGUCGACGGGGUCCUGUUCGUUCGGGAACGCCACCUCCGCCGUCCUCGGCGGCGCCAACUUCGCGCUCGACGCGGACCCGGACCAGGACCCCGACGCGGCGGCCCACGCCAAGCUGGUGAUCCCCUUCGCCUUCAGAUGGACGAGGUCUUUCACGCUGAUACUGCAGGCCCUGGACUUUGGUAACUUCAGUGACUCAGGCUCGGAGCGGGUGAUCGAGGAGGCGUCGUACUCUGGCAUCAUCCUGCCGUCGGCCGAGUGGCACACGCUCACGCACCGCGGGCCCGUGGCGUGGCUCUCGUACCGCGUGCGCGUGCAGUGCGACCAGCACUACUUCAACGCCACCUGCACCAAGUUCUGCCGGCCGCGCGACGACAAGUUCGGCCACUACAUCUGCGACCACAACGGCGACAAGGUGUGCAUCGCGGGCUGGAUGGGCGCCAACUGCGAGAUCGCCGUGUGCAAGGCGGGCUGCGAUCCGACCCACGGCAAGUGCGACGUGCCCGGGGACUGCGAUGUUGAUUCUCGCGACCUCAACUACUGCGGGCGACACGAGCCGUGCCUGAACGGCGGGACGUGCGAGAACCCCGCCCCGGACCAGUACCUGUGCACCUGCGGCGAGGGCUUCUCCGGCCCCAACUGCGAGAUCGUGGACAACCCCUGCGCCACGCAGCCCUGCGCGCACGGCGGCACCUGCACGGCGCACCCCUACAGCGAGGCGCAGCUGGGGGCGCAGCUGCAUGACAGCCCCGGCGGCUACUUCACCUGCAGCUGCGCGCCCGGCUGGGCUGGCGACACCUGCGGCAUCAGAGUUCGGCGGUACACCACGGCUAUAGCCAGCGCACUAUUUAGGCCAGACGUGGAUGAGUGCGCCUCGUCGCCGUGCCUCAACGGCGGCACUUGCGUGGACCUGGUGGCGGGCUUCCGCUGUGACUGCCCGCCCGCCUGGGAGGGCGACACCUGCCAGGACGACGCGGACGAGUGCCUGCUCAGCCCCUGCGUCAACGGCGUGGCCUGCACCAACCUGGUCGGGUCGUAUCAGUGCCAGUGCCAGCCCGGCUGGGAGGGCGCCAACUGCGACCAGAACAUCGACGACUGCGUGGGGCAGUGCCAGCACGGCGCCACCUGCAUCGACCUCGUCAACGACUACCACUGCGCCUGCCAGGCCGGCUACACUGGCCGCGACUGCGCCACCGACGUCAACGACUGCGAGUCGUCGCCGUGCCUGCGCGGCGGCGACUGCGUGGACCUGGUGAACGGCUUCCGCUGCAUCUGCCCCGUGGGGCUGGCGGGCACGCUGUGCGAGCUGGAGCACGACCACUGCGCGCCCAACCCCUGCCGCAACGGCGCCUCGUGCUCGUCCACGCACAGCGGCUACCACUGCCACUGCCCCGAGCACUGGCAGGGCAAGAACUGCGACCUUCCCCUCGCCCGCCACGCCGCUGCCGUUUCGGACAGCUGCGGCGGGGGCGGCGCUGUGUGCGGGGAGCGCGGCCGCUGCAUCUCCACGCCCGCCGGCGGCUACAAGUGCGCCUGCGAGCCCGGCUACACUGGCCGCCACUGCCACGAGAACAUCAACGACUGCAAGCUGAACCCCUGCAUGAACGGCGGGACCUGCGUAGACCGAGUCAACUCGUUCCAGUGCAUCUGCAAGGAGGGCUGGGACGGCGACACCUGCGCCAUCAAUCGCAACGACUGCGAGCCCAACCCCUGCCGCAACAACGGCACGUGCUCGGACCGUGUGGCGGACUUUUACUGCUCGUGCCGCGACGGGUGGAAGGGCAAGACGUGCUCGCUGCGGGACUCGCACUGCGACCGGGGCACCUGCCGCAACGGCGGCGCUUGCCGGGACCUGGGCCACACGUACGUGUGCAAGUGCCCGUCCGGCUGGGAGGGCACUGUCUGCCACCUCCCGAAGAACCGCGCGUGCGAGUCCAAGCCCUGCCUGAACGGCGGCACCUGCCUCAACUCGGCCGAGGGCGAGGGCUUCACCUGCGUGUGCCGCGAGGGCUUCGAGGGCGAGCGCUGCCAGCGGGACGUGGACGACUGCAAUCCGCCGCCCUGCCUCAACGGCGGGCGCUGCGUGGACGGCGUCAACUGGUUCCGCUGCGAGUGCGCGCGCGGCUUCACCGGCCCGGACUGCCGCAUCAACAUCAACGAGUGCGCGUCCAACCCCUGCGCUCACGGCGCCACCUGCGAGGACGGCUACGGCCAGUUCCGCUGCAUCUGCCCUCCCGGGCGGAAGGGGCUCCGCUGCGAGUUAGUGGAGGAGCUGGCCUUCGGGAGCGGCGUUUGCCUCUGGAAGGGCCAGUACCUGGCGCACAACUCGUCGUGGCCCGACGGCUGCAACGUGUGCGAGUGCAACGAGUCCCAGGUGCGCUGCACUCGCAUCUGGUGCGGCCUGGACAACUGCCUGGCGCCGCCGCCGCACCUGCAGGCGCAGGUGCCGCCCACCGUACCCUGCGCGCUGGACGAGGUGUGCGUGCCCGCGCCCCGCGAGGUGUGCUUAGGCCCGGGGCCCGGGCAGGCCGCGGGCUCGUGCGCGCCGUGGGGGGACUGCCGCGCCAUCGAAGCGGGCAAGCGGGUGGGGCCGCCGCGCCUGCCCGCGCCGCCCGACUGCUGGCCCAACCAGGCCGUGCUGGGCGCGGGGUGCUCGCGACUCACCCUGCUGCUGGACCACGGCCGCCUGGCGGCCGGCCCCGCCGUGAGCGUGGAGGGCCUGUGCCGCCAGCUGCGGAGGCUGCUCGCGCACACGUACGCGGCAGAGGGUGGCGCGCACCGCCAAGACGCGCUCGUACUGCUCUGCGAGCUGCGCACCGGCUCCAACGACACUGUCGAGGUCACCGUGUCCCUGCAGGACCCGCCACACAGUGAUGAAUAUCGUGCCAUCUCUGAGGGCAUCCGGGUCCUUGGCGAGCUUAUAGGCCGGAAGCACUCGAACCUAUCCGCACUGGUGGCUGUGCUCGAGGUCAAGGUUGAGACCGCGCUAGUCGCAGAAGAGAAAUCAAGUGCAGUUUACAAGAUUCUUCUUUUCUCCAUUAUUGCCAUCAUUCUUUUUACCCUGUUCGGAUGGGGAACGCUACAAUAUUAUCGGCAGAAGCAAUUAAAUGCUUCAUCCCUUGGUUCCCUUGGAGCAUUAGGGAGCCUUGGAGGGGGUGACCCUUGUCACUCUCGUAACCACCAUGAAGAUGAAAAAUCGAACAAUUUACAAAAUGAAGAGAACUUGAGACGCUAUGCAAAUCCUCUUAAAGAAGAGGCACUAGCAAUUGGUGGUAGCCUUGCAAAUUUACGAAUGUCUUGUCAAGGCAAUUUAAAAAUGACUGCAGCCAGUGUCAGUGAUCUUCAGAAUUCGAGGAUAAGUGUAGUGCGGCCAUUGUCAGCUUCAAUAAGUAGCUUAUGUGGAGCUGACAGUGCUGAAAUGUUAGAAAUUCUAACUGAGAAAGAUCAUAAAAGACAUCUGCAGCCUUGUAGCAGUGGAAGUGCUUCUCCACCAAACAAGUUGCAAGUAUGUCAUCUAUCGUAUAAGUCGCAAUCACCAGAUUUGCGCAAUAACUCAAAUGCUGCAGCUUUAAUGCAGAAAGACUUCAAUAAGCAGGCAAUGAGCCUGAAUACAACAAAUACAUCAAAUCAAACAUCGUCCCCUGCACCCCAAAGAACGUUCGAUCCCUCAGUGUUGACGGUAGUGGUGUAGAUACUAUACAAUGCCCUUGUGGCACCGGAUUCUGUGCUAUUGUGUGUUAAGUAAAUUAUUAUUGCCAUACUGUUUGCAACUUUAUUGCAAGUGCCAAUGACAUUGCCCUUGAUAUAUGGAAUAUUUUGUGUCUUUUCUCUUGGCAUUCAAAAGUGGCCAGCCAAAGUGAAAAUCUUGCAAAAAAAUCAAAAAUCAAAAAAAUAAUCAGAUUGUUUAUUGUGAUAGUUGCGGUAGUUGGUCAUCUUGGACUCAGGUUACCUGAGUAGUUCUUUGAUCUCGUGCGACACAGACUGGCCCACAGUAACAGGGCUUUAGAAGCCUUGUUGGCAUUAAUGUGAUUCUCUGUACCAAUAACAAGUGUGUGAUAUUAUCUUAUAUAAUUAAAUUGCAAUAUAUAUUUUAAAUGUAUAAAUAGAGUUUUAUUGAUCAUAAAAUUUGUCGAUCAGGUGUACAGCAA
Frankliniella occidentalis (western flower thrips) is the source of this 4249-nucleotide messenger RNA. It is a transcript of the gene Ser, whose product is annotated as protein jagged-2. Lineage: Eukaryota; Metazoa; Arthropoda; Insecta; Thysanoptera; Thripidae. The transcript has 15 exons. Gene Ontology annotation, cellular component: plasma membrane; protein-containing complex. The coding region runs from base 31 to 3792 and encodes 1253 amino acids. Gene Ontology annotation, biological process: establishment or maintenance of epithelial cell apical/basal polarity; Notch signaling pathway; multicellular organism development. The record is from RefSeq and is a predicted model, not a curated record. Gene Ontology annotation, molecular function: calcium ion binding; protein binding.